AUGCACCAUACAUACUGUCCAGAUCCUGACCAAAUGUGUCAAGAUCUGAUUGCCCUGUUCCAACAUAUGGAAGCGGAUCGAGCUGAGGUGCUGUUAUCGGAUAGUCGGAUAAGUUCGAUGCGUGUCACAUUGGAGCGUCUCAUGUCAGCUGUGGAACAGUUUCAACGACUCCGGGACACCGGUCCAUCUGAUGAGCAACAGAUCACAGCCCAGCUGGAACAAGAAAUGCGCGCAACCAUGGAUGCGAUACGCGCCGCCGAGGAGAAGUUCCAUGUGAGUGUUACUGUUUUGCUCGUUCUCGGUCAGGGUUUACUGACAUAUUGA
Messenger RNA from Echinostoma caproni, 324 nucleotides. The record is from the annotation of a GenBank genome assembly. Lineage: Eukaryota; Metazoa; Platyhelminthes; Trematoda; Plagiorchiida; Echinostomatidae.